Messenger RNA from Zingiber officinale, 1497 nucleotides. RefSeq names its product GATA transcription factor 5-like. Gene Ontology annotation, biological process: regulation of DNA-templated transcription. The transcript has 3 exons. The record is from RefSeq and is a predicted model, not a curated record. Gene Ontology annotation, molecular function: sequence-specific DNA binding; zinc ion binding. NCBI's taxonomy places the organism in Eukaryota, Viridiplantae, Streptophyta, Magnoliopsida, Zingiberales, Zingiberaceae. Bases 43 to 1266 code for a protein of 407 amino acids.
UGGGGGAAACUAAAGGCAGUGCAUUUGUUACGAAGCUAUUCAAUGCUCCGAACGCUCGUCGCCUUUUCCUCCUCCGCUUCUUCUUCUCUCUUCUGCGACUCUUCUUCCUCCUCCUCGCGGUCCUCUCCCUCUCUCUUUCUUCUUCCCCGGCUUGAUCCCCUGCCGCCCUCGGCUAUCCCCCACCGCGCUCAGUUGCAGGUCGAGAAGAAAAGCUCCAUGGAAGCUCUGAAAGCGAGUUUAAGGCCGGAGGUCUCGCCGUCGGGACAGCAGCAGCUUUCGAGCGAGGAGGCGGGGUGGGUCGUCGAAAGGGGGAACCUUUUGGGCGAGGGGUUCUCCGUCGACGACCUCCUUGACCUCGGCGAGUUCGCUGAGAACGAGGCGGAGGAGGCCGGAAGGGAAGCGGAAACGACGAGACAUGAGGAAACGGAGAACGGCAACUCGGAUUCUUCUCCUUCUUCCCCGUCUUCGGGGCUCACCCUCGAGCUUCAGGCUCCGCCUCUGACGCCGGCGGCGGCGCUUUCGGAUAUAUGUCUUCCUGCUUGUGAUGCUGUUGAAGAACUUGAAUGGAUGUCUAUGAUCAUGGACGAUUCCAUCUCGGAGUUUCCGCCUCCGUGCGCCGGCGUAUCAUCCUUUUCUCCGCCUCAGGGAGACGGCCAAAAGGAGAAUCAGCGAGCCCGCGCAGCCGGGGAACGACCUUCUUUGUGCCUCACCGUCUGCGCGCUUUCCACCGAGGCCAUGGUUCCGGUGAAAGCCAAGAGGAGCAAGCGCUCGCGCGGCGCCACCGCCGCCUGGUCAAUGUCCGGCCCGCUCCACUUCGCGGACUCGUCCUCGUCCUCCUCCUGCUCCUCCACCUCCUCCUGCGACCCUUUCCUUAUCUACGACCCCACCGGCGCUGGCAGCGCCGUGGAGCAAAGCUUCCUCCUUUACGACGACCACCACCAACUUCCGCCUCCGCCGCAGGCAAAGAAGCAGAAGCCGAAGAAACGCGGGCGGAAGCCCAAAUUCCCCUCCUCCGCCUCCGGCCCCAACGGCGAGCGGCGCUGCAGCCACUGCGGCGUCCAGAAAACCCCCCAGUGGCGCGCUGGCCCCCUCGGCGCCAAGACCCUCUGCAACGCCUGCGGCGUCCGCUUCAAGUCCGGCCGCCUCCUCCCGGAGUACCGCCCCGCCUGCAGCCCCACCUUCCUCAGCCACGUGCACUCCAACAGCCACCGCAAGGUCCUCGAGAUGCGCCGCAAGAAGGAGACCGACCUCGUCGCCUCCUUCUAAUCUCCAAUUCCAACGGCGGCGGCCUCUGUAACGGAUCUGAAUUUUCCUCUUCCUUCUUUUAGAAUUCAAGUAGCAGUUUUUAGCAAUUUUUCUACUUGUAGCUUCCCUAGCCUUGGCUUUACUACUACAAUUAGCUCCUUCUCCUCCAUUAAUCUUCCUGUCGAAGAAGAUAGAUCCUCAGAAUCUAGUGAAUUUCCACGAAUCAGAUCUUGCAAUACUGAUUAAUUAACA